AUGCGGCGCACCCGACCGCUACCCGACACCAAUCCUGAGCUCAUUGUGAUCGAGACACCUGGCUUAUGUUACGAGUAUAGGGUCGAAAACUGUCAUUUAGCUCAAGAUGGAAGCCGAAGAGUUGAACAGGGGACAUCAAGACUGAGCUGGAAGGAUGGCUUGUGCACUCAAAUUCUCUGGGAAUCAAUCCUUGUUAUCCCUCCGCAUGGGAUUCAAUUCGAAACUCAUCGAGGUUUUCCUCCAUAUCCUCUUUUCGCCUCGCGCAGCUUUAUACCUCUGAUCAUCCUGCAAAAUUUUGUAAUCAACGAAGGCCUGCGGAGGUGGGACGUUCGGUUCUAUCUUGCGGCCAUCAAGAAAGCAUCAAGCGGCGCAAUGAGUAUGGAAGUAGCGUACGAGAACAUUCUUCCCCGUUUUCCUGUUUUGAUAGAAGUAUACCACGGUAUACAUGGCAAUCUUCAGACAAUGAAUGAGGACACUCAAAAUCUAUAA
Heterobasidion irregulare TC 32-1 is the source of this 489-nucleotide messenger RNA. RefSeq lists its product as uncharacterized. The record is from RefSeq and is a predicted model, not a curated record. Gene Ontology annotation, cellular component: glycosylphosphatidylinositol-N-acetylglucosaminyltransferase (GPI-GnT) complex. The transcript is spliced from 4 exons. Bases 1 to 489 code for a protein of 162 amino acids. NCBI's taxonomy places the organism in Eukaryota, Fungi, Basidiomycota, Agaricomycetes, Russulales, Bondarzewiaceae. Gene Ontology annotation, biological process: GPI anchor biosynthetic process.